AUGGAGCUUCACAAAUCCCCGCCGAGGGCGACAACGGCCCUGUCGCCCUCUGCAGCAGCCAACAAUCGUGAACCGAAGCUCCAGCUCCCCUCAACGACUGAUCCUCCAGGCCCGCAGAACCCGCCCAAACCGCUUGUCUGGCUGAUUUUUGGUGCAACUGGCCACAUGGGGCGGUCCCUUGUGAAAACCGCUCUUUCGCGCGAUGACCUAGUCGCAGCAGUCGGUCGCACAUUUGAAACCAGCCCGCAAGCAAUGAAGAAGCUCGAAGAAGAGCACGAAAAUUGCCUCGGCCUCCUCUGCGACGUGCGCGCCCGUGAGACAGUUCAGCAAGCCAUCGACCGCACAAUCGAGCGCUUCGGCCGCAUCGACAUCAUCGCAAAUUGCGCCGGAUACGGCGUCAUCGGCGCCUGCGAGGACCAAGACGAAUACGACAUUCGCGACCAGUUCGAGACGAAUUUCACAGGGACACUCAAUAUGAUUCAGUUAUCGCUGCCUCAUUUUAGAGAACGCCGCUCGGGCCGAUAUCUCAUUUUCAGCUCAACCUCUGGUGCGCUCGGUGUGCCGGGGUUGGGGCCCUACUGUGCUUCCAAGUAUGCUGUCGAGGGGCUCAUGGAGAGUAUGCUAUACGAAGUCGACAGCUUCAAUAUCAAGACUACGCUCGUGGAACCGGGCCAUAUGCGCCGCGAUGACGUGGGUGAUCUAGUCUCUGCUGAACCGUUUCCCAGCUCCGACAGCGUGCAUAACCUCUCUUCGCCGUUACCUUUGUACGGUCAUUUCCUUGUAAAGCCGCCCAGUGACCCGUAUAACACGCCUACGUCGCCCGCGGCCCAUGCAAAACGGAUGCUCAUGUGGCUAGGUGAUAAACAGCCGGCUAGUGCGGUCAAGGCGGCGCAUCUGGUUUGGCAAUUGGGUCAUUGCUCUUAUCCGCCACUGAGGCUUAUAUUGGGAACUUAUGCGGUAGAGAGUAUCCGUGAUCGGCUCAAAUGUAUUAUCGAGGAGAUUGAGGACUGGAAAUAUCUAAGUUUCCCAUUUACGGAUCAGCCAGUUGGUUCGGGGGGACAGGGAAAGGAUAGGCAUACGCCAAACAUGCAGGAGCAAGAUGAGGAGGGGAGAGCAUGA
This is a messenger RNA of Aspergillus mulundensis, 1119 nucleotides long. RefSeq names its product SDR family oxidoreductase. The transcript has 2 exons. NCBI's taxonomy places the organism in Eukaryota, Fungi, Ascomycota, Eurotiomycetes, Eurotiales, Aspergillaceae. Bases 1 to 1119 code for a protein of 372 amino acids. The record is from RefSeq and is a predicted model, not a curated record.